Messenger RNA from Cyprinodon tularosa, 3375 nucleotides. RefSeq names its product solute carrier family 26 member 10 (gene slc26a10). Gene Ontology annotation, molecular function: bicarbonate transmembrane transporter activity; sulfate transmembrane transporter activity; chloride transmembrane transporter activity. Gene Ontology annotation, cellular component: membrane. Gene Ontology annotation, biological process: transmembrane transport. Lineage: Eukaryota; Metazoa; Chordata; Actinopteri; Cyprinodontiformes; Cyprinodontidae. The transcript is spliced from 18 exons. The record is from RefSeq and is a predicted model, not a curated record. The coding region runs from base 124 to 2244 and encodes 706 amino acids.
UGGCAGGAAAAUGCAAUGUCCUCUAAAGUUAGAACAUUCUGCCCUUAUAUUUAGGCUACAACUUAAAAAGCACACCUUGACUACUUCAGCCGCAACAACUGUAGGGAAAAGCAUCAGCGCGACAUGAGCGCCUCUGUGGCCGUAUACAGGGACAUCUACACGGAGGACCGCUUCAAGCAGGCCUAUGGCUCCGAGGAAGACGCGCCUGCAGGUCUGAGGCUGCGGGAGAAACUGGCCGGGAAGUGCAGGUGUUCAAGGCGAGCCUGGCUGAGUUUGCUCGGGGAGAGAGUCCCGCUUAUCAGCUGGCUACCGAGCUACAGGUUGAGGAAAUGGAUUUUAGGAGACGCUAUUGCUGGACUGACUGUUGGUAUUCUUCACAUCCCCCAAGGUAUGGCCUUUGCUUUGCUAACAUCAGUGGCUCCAAUUUAUGGCCUCUACACUUCCUUCUUCCCAGUAGUCCUGUAUAUGAUUUUUGGUACUGGCCGCCAUGUAUCAACAGGUACCUUUGCUGUUAUUAGUCUGAUGACCGGUUCUGUGGUGGAGCAGCUGGUUCCAACUCCGCUUGCCUUCAACUCAAGCUCACCUGAAGCAGCAGAGUUUGAGGCUCAGCGGAUUGGAGUAGCUUCAGCCAUAGCACUACUAUCAGGAAUCAUCAUGCUCUGCAUGUUUGGACUUCAGCUUGGCUUCCUCUCCACCUAUCUGUCAGAGCCGAUAGUGAAGGCUUUCACCAGUGCCGCUGCCUUCCAUGUCACAGUCUCACAGCUCCAAAGCAUGCUCGGCCUGAGACUCCCUCGCCACACUGGGACCUUCUCUCUCUUCAAGACGUUGGCCUUAGUGAUGGAGAACCUGUCCCACACAAACAUGGCUGAGCUGCUGAUCUCUGUGGUCUGUCUGGCUGUACUGGUACCAGUUAAGGAGGUCAACACGCGUUACCGGCACCGUCUGCGCACACCCAUCCCUGUAGAAAUCCUCAUGGUGAUUAUCGCUACAUGCGUGACCUAUUUUUCAUCGCUAGAUUCCAGUUACAACAUUGAGAUAGUUGGCCAUAUCCCUGCAGGAUUCCCAAAGCCACAGUUGCCUGCGUUCCACACUUUCCCUGCGAUUGCUGGAGACACAAUUGCCAUAACAUUUGUUGGAUAUGCUGUAUCUGUUUCACUAGCAAUGAUUUAUGCUGACAAACAUGGAUAUUCCAUACAUCCCAACCAGGAGCUGCUAGCUCAUGGGAUCUCCAACACUGUGUCCUCCUUCUUCACUUGUUUCCCCAGCUCAGCCACUCUGGCUACCACCAACAUACUGGAGAGCGCUGGAGGACACACACAGCUCUCAGGCUUCUUCACCAGUCUGGUUGUCUUGAUUGUCCUGCUGCUGAUCGGACCCCUGUUCUACUCUUUACCCAAGGCAGUGCUGGCAUGCAUCAAUGUUACAAGCCUCAGGCAAAUGUUUUUGCAGUUCCAAGACUUACCCGAGCUGUGGAGAGUCAGCAAGCUUGAUUUUAUGGUUUGGGUUGUAACCUGGCUGUCUGUGGUGGUGUUGAAUGUGGACCUUGGAUUGGCUAUCGGCGUGGUUUUCUCUAUGAUGACUGUGAUCUGUCGAACACAAAGGGCUGAAUGCUCAGUCCUUGGGCAGGCAAGCAAUACAGAAAUAUACAGACCUCUGGAGAAUCACAGCAAGUGCUAUGAAGUACCGGGAGUGAAGAUCCUGAUGUACAAUGGGCCAAUUUACUAUGGGAAUCGCAGCUUUUUCAGGGAGAAAAUGAGCAGAGUUUUGGGUCUGACGCCAGAAAAGAUCCGCAGUCGGGAAAAGGCCAGAAAAGCUUUAGAAAAGCGGGAGAGAGAGGCCUCUGUCAACACUGUGGAGAGGGGAGUUGCAAACACAUCAUUUUCCUCAGUAAAUGAGUUCUUUGAAACAGCAGAAACAUCAGAAAAAGAUGUCCAGGCUGUUUUGAUUGACUGCAGCGGAGUGAUAUUUGUUGAUGUUGCUGGAGCGAGACUCUUCACACAGAUGUGCACAGAGUGCCACAAAAUUGGAAUUCACGUUUAUUUGGCAACUUGCAAUGAGAGUGUUUUAAAGAUCCUGACAUCUAGUGGCCUGAUGAGACACAUGAAUCCUCAACAUAUUUUUGUUACCGUUCAUGAUGCUGUCAUGUACAUUCAGCAGCAGAGGGUAAAAAUUCAUCAUGAAUAUAUGUGUAUCACCAAGUAUAUAUACAUCUACACUGCCAAUGGUAUUUGCUCACCAAUCUAGAUUAUUGGAACCAGAUGUCCCAAUCGCUUCAAUGGCAACAGGUAUAGAAAAUAAGCUCCUAGACAUGCAGAUUGUUGCUACAAACAUUACUGAAAGACUGGGUCACUCCCAGGAGUUCAAUGAAUAUUAGUGUAGAUGCAACAAAUCCAGUCAUGAAAUUCCCUCGAUCCUAAAUAUUCUACAGUUAACUGUCAGCUAUAUCUUAAGAAAAUGGAAGUGUUUGGGGAAGACAGCAACUCAGCCAUUUAAGCUGUGGGAGCGAGGUCAGCAGAAGCUGAAACACAUAGUGUGAGGAUGUUGCCAACCAUUUGCUGAGUCGAUCCUACACACCUACAAACUUCAUGUGGCCUUUAGAACAGUGAGCAUAGAGCUUCAUGGAAUGAAUUCCCAUGAUCCAGCAGCUGCAUCCAAGCUAUACUGUACAUGCCUUGCAUGCGCAGUGAAAUGCAAAGCAUCAGAUGCAGUGAUGUAAAGCACGUCACUACUGGACACCAGAGCAGUAAAGAAAACGUUCUCUGGAUUGACGAAUCCUGCUUCUCCAUCUUGAAAUCUGGCAGAUUUCUGUUCCUGUGGUACUACAUUGUGCCAAGUAUAAAGUUUGGUGGAGGGGCAAUUAUGCUGUAGUUUUUUUUUUAAGAGCUAGGCUUGGCCCCUUAAGCCUCUUCCCCAAUGAAAAUACUGGGAUAACCCAUUUCAAACAUGGGUCGACGCGUCACCAAUCGGCAUUUGGCUCCCUUCUCAUUGGCAAAAAAUCUGGGUCUAACCCCCCCCUUUAUGUGGGCUCUGUCCCUCCACAGCUGGGUUGCUAAUGACACCAUCAAGCCGGGUUAGCAUUGAUGAUGUCACCAGUGCGACAGAAAUCAGGAAAGUAAAUACUGGAAAGCAACAUGUAAGGAAGCCAGGCUGAAGUAAGUAUGCUUUAUCGUUUCGCUCUUUUAUCUGUCCGAAUCCCUCUCACCAGUGUUCCGCCAUGUAAGCAGAUUUGUUUCGGCUUGCUGGAUCAGAAGCUACUGGCAUAGUGUGUUGACGUUUGUACGUUGUGGUAUAAUUUAGCGGGUCAACACAGCUCUGGUGUUCCCACAGCAUGCCGAUCAGAGCCGAGGCGAUUUUAACGUGGGUCGCUUGCCGAGG